This is a messenger RNA of Bactrocera oleae (olive fruit fly), 1715 nucleotides long. Its product is annotated as probable phosphatase phospho2. Gene Ontology annotation, molecular function: phosphatase activity. The record is from RefSeq and is a predicted model, not a curated record. Lineage: Eukaryota; Metazoa; Arthropoda; Insecta; Diptera; Tephritidae.
GCAAAAUGCAACACUGCCGAAAUGUCGACAUCCACCUUAUUUUUCUCCGCUACUUCUUGAACACUCAUUUUUGUUUUGUUUAAUUGUUUAACAGCAUACAAAGCAUUUGAAAUAGCAUUAUAACUAGUGUAAUGUAAUUACUUUGUUAGCGCUUAAUCCAAAGUAAAGGUCAAACUUGUGACCUCCGAACAAAUUUAGAAAUUUUCUCGUGCACAAAUUUUCCACCCACUCAUUCACACCUAUACAAAAUUAGGCAGACGUAUCCGUUGGAAACCAGCUGCUAGUAUUUACGCCAACAGCAUUGGCGUUUCACGUGCGUUUAUUACCGCUAGCGAUAACUCGUUCGAUUAUGGACAGCUGUAAGAUGCUUCCAAGAGUGUCACGUCGCUUGGUCGCGUUUGAUUUCGAUUGCACCGUAGUGGAUGACAACACAGACACGGUGGUUCGCGAUCUCCUGCCAGUCGACAACUUCCCCAGUGAAACCAUCACACAAAAGGAGGGUUGGCAGGAAUACAUGGCUGAAGUUUUCCGCCGUUUGCACAAGCAAAGCAUUUCACCACAAACAAUACGCGACAAAAUACGCUGCAUACCGGAGGUACCUGGUUUUGUUCGUUUGCUCAAGCGGCUGCAUCAAGCGCAGGAAAAUAAAUAUGACUUGGUUAUUAUUAGUGAUUCAAAUACCAUCUUUAUAAGUGAAUGGCUGGAAGCGCAUGGACUAGCAAAUUGCUUUGAAAACAUAUUUACCAACCCAGCGCAUUUUGACAAUGACGGCUUACUGCAUGUGCAACCUUAUCACCAUCAGACCGAUUGCAAACUGAGCGCUGCCAACUUAUGUAAGGGUAAGAUAUUGGAGCAUUUCGUGGCCAAGCGAAAUCUGCGCGAUAAUACGCACUACGAAUGUAUUAUUUAUGUUGGUGAUGGCCACAACGACUUGUGUCCAGUGCUGAAGCUGCGGCAAGGCGAUAUAGCAUGUCCUCGGCAAGAUUAUGCGCUGGACAAAAAAAUAACAGCGCAUCGCAAUAAAAUGAAUUUGCGCGCGGAUGUCAUUAAGUGGAAAAGUGGUUUUGAAUUGUUGAAACAAUUGGCUGAACGUGAUGCCGCACUAAAUGAUACGGAUGCAGGCAAGACGUCGACGGAAUCAACAAAGCAGUAGACAGUCAAUUGUGCGACAUUAGAAUGUGUGCAAACCCACUGAAUUAACUGCAUGCUGAUAAAAUUCUAUUAAGUGCUGUGUUAGUGUGUGCUAAGCAAGCUAUUUGUGUAUUUUUUCAAAGAUUUCUGUGUAUGAAUGUUAAUGUUAAUGUGUAUAUCAAAUCUCGAUACAGUUAUCCAAGUACUUUCCAUAUUGUAGCCAAAUGAUAUCUACGUGACCAUAGGUCGCGGUGCAUACCUCAAAAUUAAUCUAUUCUAUUCUAUUCUAUUCUAUUUAUCUACUUGUAUACAUACAUUUGUGUACUAAGUGUUUGGUAGCGAGCGUUAAUAAAAAUUGUCAUAUGCUCGCCAUAAAUAUUAUCUUAAUACAUACAUAUACAUUUAUUGCACCUGAACGCUAAAUUGGAGUGAAUGAGCGGUUUAUGUACAAGUGGUUAACACGGGAAUCUCUAUUUACAGUGUUAAAUAUUACAUACAUACAUAAUAUAAAUAUAUUUUUAGAUGUUUUAGCUGCGAAUUAUUGCAAUGAAUAAAUGACUGAAAAGCACUGCAAACAUAUUUAA